This is a messenger RNA of Trichomonas vaginalis G3, 561 nucleotides long. Its product is annotated as ribosomal protein family. The transcript has a single exon. Gene Ontology annotation, molecular function: structural constituent of ribosome; RNA binding. Gene Ontology annotation, biological process: translation. The coding region runs from base 1 to 561 and encodes 186 amino acids. The record is from RefSeq and is a predicted model, not a curated record. Gene Ontology annotation, cellular component: ribosome; cytosolic large ribosomal subunit. NCBI's taxonomy places the organism in Eukaryota, Parabasalia, Trichomonadida, Trichomonadidae.
AUGGGUGUUGACUUAGAUCACAGAGUCUACCGCAAACAAAGACAGCAGCCAAAGACACAGGAUGCUGAGAUGAACAUGCUCCACAACCUUUACGCAUUCCUCGCUCGCCGCACAGGCAACGACUUCAAUGCUAAGAUUGCUCAUCGCCUUUGCAUUUCCCGCACAAACCGCCGCCCAUACUCCCUCUCCCGCCUUGCUACAGCCCUCAAGGAGAAGGAAGCCGAGACAAUCGCCGUUGUUGUUGGCAAGAUCACAAACGACGAACGCCUCCUUGAAGUUCCAAAGAUGAAGGUUUGCGCUCUCAAGUUCACAGAGACAGCUCGCGCUCGCCUCGUUGCUGCAGGUGGCGAAUGCAUCACAUUCGACCAACUUGCUCAACUUCGCCCAACAGGUGACAAGUGCCUCCUUCUCGAAGGUGACCGCACACGCCGCCUUGUUAACAAGCACUUCGGCGCAGCUCCAGGUGAUGACAACUCAAAGACACGUCCAAAGAUCGCCUCCCAUGGCCGUAAGUUCGAAAUGGCCCGUGGCCGCAGGAAAUCUCGCUGGUACCAUGCCUAA